UUUGGAAUUAAUAAAUGAAAUUGAAAAAAAAGAAAUUCAUUAGUCACUGAGAAAAUAUAAAAAUUGCUGAGCCAUGGAAAAUCGAUUUUCCACUAUUUCGUGAAAGGUACACAUUUGAAAAAAUAAUUUACAUACACUCGACAUUUGAAGAAUGACGAAAGUUAUAAUAUUCAACGAAACACCUCUCAGGUAAGAAAAUAAAAUACAUUUUUUUCCCUUCAGAAUAGUAAAAUUAUAUCAAUUAGUAAAAUUUGUUUUCUUUUAUUACAGGAACGGAAAAUUAAGUAGGCGGACUUAAUGUACAUGCGCAACGUUCUGUUUCAAACCUGUGCGAUUUAUUUGAAUUACAAAGAAAAACAAAAGCUCGCAAUAUUAAUUCUUAUUUUGGCCCCUGAGUCGAAAGGGGAUUUUUUUUUAAAACAGUGAAGGACUGUUAGCAGUAUAUCAGAUGUACAUUAGUCACGUUCAUAUCGUGGAAUAGGCGAAAGGUCACAAGAAUUUUUAGAACACAUCCUUCGAGAGCUAAUUUUUUCGAGCUUUAGUCAAAAAAUAGCUGAUUGGGACAAUGCUGAAGAAAAUUAAAAUCAAAAUAUGGACAUCGAGUGGGUUGUCAUUUUCACGCCACGAUGACGCUCGCAGUAUUAUUCUUUAAUCUUUAAUAAAAAAAAAAAAAAUAAAAAUAAAAAUGAAGCGAAUCGACGAAUCAUAGGAAUGAACAAAUAGAUAUAAAUAUAUUUUUUAGGAAUAUUUAGAAUAGAGACCAAAAUCAUGUUUGGUGGAUUCGCUUGGACGAUGCGUCAUGUGGAACGUGAUGGAACAAUCAAUCUGGUAUGGCCUACGUUUCUACGUCCGCUUACCAGCGAACCAACUCUCAAAAUAAAUUCAAAAUUCAGAUAUUAAAGGAAAACUGAAGAGAGAGAAAGAGAAAAAAGCAUCAAAAAUAUUUUUUCAAAAAAAAAAAAGAAAUAAAAAAAUUUAACAAAAAACGGAGAAAAUGAGAGAGAGAGAAUUUAGAAUUUAGAAAAUCUAUAUAGUUUUUUAUCAUCGAUGAAACAAAAAGACGUCGUCGACAAAGAAAAAAACAGUUAAUUUUUUUAAAUAACUGUAGCUGUUGUAAAUGAAUAAACGGGAUGCAGGCGGCUCUGUUAAUUAGAAGGGAGAAGCAACGAUUAAAGGGGGGUAAGAGAGUGAACUUUAGAGAACUACCCUCCAACUUGGCCACCAGACUCAUCCCGCCGCUUCCACGAUAUCCCCCGAAAUCUUACGCUUACGGGGUAAGUAUCCUGCCCUCUAAUCUUCAGUCGAAGAGGAACAGUUUUCAGGAAUUCGAUCCACGUCUCCCGUCAAGAACUUUUCAAUGUUGCGGUGGACAAGCGUCGAGUAAGGCAGCAUGGCAAGGAUGCAAUCGAUCUCCUCAUCUAGAAUCCCCAGUCUCUCCACAAGGCUCACGAGAAGGCUACAAAACCAAACAAUGCGAAGCCCAUCGCCGAUGGAUGAAAAGAAACAGGAUACGAGAUGCGAGUUACUGUUAUGGAAGCAGUGGCGAGGACGACGAGGAAGAAGGAGGAUCGGGUGCUCGUCGAACCGGUGAAGUGAGUGCAGCGGCAAACACACUACUUUACGCAGGACUGGGAACAACUGCUCUUGGCCUAGUAAUUUCCUUCGUUGGAACUGGAGAAAAAGGAUUUCUCAGCCCUGAACUAAGACUAAUUGGACCAUCGCUACUUUGCGCUGGUUUACUAUGUUGCUUCCUACGGGUGUUCCUCUGUAUUUGUCUAUGUCCAUGCGGGCAUUGCCGUUGGAAACCCUGUCCCUGUGUCUCCAAGAAAAAUCGCAAGAAACAUAAAGAGGAAGUGUCCUCGCCGGAACCGUCGCUACCAACAGCUUCACUCCUGUCGCCCUUGUCUCAACCGGCAAUGCCUUCAUCCUCCUGUAUAGUUUCACCAGUGACAAGAGGACGCGAACUCCUACUUUCACCUGCCCAAUUACCUGAGUGACGGUCCCGAUUCUAAUCAAAAUAAAGAAAAACUUUUUCUACAAUAAAAAUGAAAUCAAAACACAUAAUUUUACUGCCGGUACCCAGAGUGGAGCGAAUUUUACCGGAUUACGUGAACAUCCACUCGCGAAUUGUUAUAAACUAGUUACAAACAAAACACGAUUUUAGUGCUUUAAUUGAAAAAAAGAGAAUUGAGAAUAAAUAAGCUGAUGUUUUCUAAUUCUUUUU
Molecule: messenger RNA, 2224 nt
Organism: Leptopilina heterotoma
Lineage: Eukaryota; Metazoa; Arthropoda; Insecta; Hymenoptera; Figitidae
Exons: 5
Coding region: 1131-1997 (288 amino acids)
Source: RefSeq, a predicted model, not a curated record